GAUAGGUUGCACCCUCAUUGGUUCCCUGCUACAGCUAGCGUGCGCGCGCGACAUGGCGGUAAGGAAGUAAACAUUUAGAAAUGGCAAUGAAAACUUCUCCGUAAUGCACGCUGAAAUGUGUAGAAAUAGGUGAUUAAAAGUUCGCACAGCGGGAGGGAAAGUACGUCUAUCCAAACAGAGGAUUUAAAACGUUCUCCAAAAGGUCACGUGUCGCCGUGAAACAGAAAACAUCCAAGUCACUCUCACUACAACAUCAGCAGCAGGAGCUCACAAAGUAUUAUUUCGUAAACAUCGCGGAUUAUUUAUUAAAUACUCCAGUAUGGAUUACGUAGCAACUGGUGGCAAUGUCAAAGUGUUGGCAAAGGCAAUUCACUCACUAUCUAGAAUUGGAGAUGAACUGUACUUCGAACCCCAAGACGAUGGACUAGGGUUACGGACCGUGAACUCCUCCCGUUCAGCGUUUGCCAGUUUCCUUCUCUCUCCUCUAUUCUUUCAACGAUUCCAAACAUCACCAGGGCACAGUUUCCGCUGCAAAAUGCCGAUAAAGAGUGUUCAGACGGUGUUCAAGUCUCUUUCUUCUCUUGAAAAGACUGUGGAAAAGUGUCGAAUUGAAUGGAAACCUGACAAGAGUCAGUUGACCUUUACACUGCACUGCAAACAUGGCUUGCUGAAGACCCACAACCUGUCAUUUCAGGAUUGUGAGAGCUUACAGGCCGUGUUUGACCGAGAACGCUGUCCCAAUGUGAUACGGGCUCAGCCAAAAUUACUGGUGGACACAGUUCUACAUUUUCCUCCAUCUUUGGAGGAAGUGACUGUGUCGGUGAGCGGUGACCGCAUGUGGCUGAAAAAUCAUGUGGAAGAUGAAACGGAUCAGUCCAAAGCCAUGAUGACUGAACUGUGCCUGAGCUCGGAGGAGUUUGAUCAUUUUGUCGUCGGCUUGGAAACUAGCAUCACCUUCUGUCUCAAGGAGCUCAGGGGGUUACUGUUUUUUGCAGAGUCGACUGGACUCCCAAUAUCGAUCUUUUUUGAUGAGCCAGGAAGGCCAGUGGUCCUCACUGUGUCAGACAGCGUCAUGGAGGCCAACUUUGUCCUUGCCACCAUAUCAGAAGACACUCAUCAAAACAACAACAAAAACAACACAAAACGUUGCCCAACACCGCCUCCUGCAGAUGACUUCAUGUGCGAUGACAUGGACUCGUACCUUAUUGCCAUGGAAACAAGUGAAAUUGCUGGACCAUCCAGCCAGAAGGAACCUCAGGUAACCUCGGCAACCCAUGCCCCGCCCAUUCCCCACCACAGACUGUUCCUCGACAGCGUUGCAGAAGAAGAGCAGCAGCAAGAGGAUACUGAUGAAGAUUUAGAGAGGCCGGCUUCUAAAAAGUUCCGAUCACUCUUCUUUGGAUCAGUUUCACCUACACCCUCCCAGCAGGUGCCCACACAGACAACGCAAGAUGUUCUAGCCAGCGACAGUGAAGAUGAAGGAUGAUUUUGGCAAUGAAAGAACUCAUGCUCAGACUCAAGACUGCAAGUGUGGGGAGAAAAAAAAGACUUGUGGGGGGAGUACGUGUGUGAUUGAAAAAGCACUGUCAGCAAAAAGUGUCUGUGACGGUCAGUUACAAAUAGUGGUUCAUGUACAGUCAAAACAAGGCGAGCAUAUUUUUAAAUUAUGUCAUAUGUCCUGUAAUUUCAGUUCUAGGCAAAGAAUGGAACAAUGUACCAUGUUAAUCACUGUACAGCAUGAUUGAAAUUCCUUUUUUAAAAUAUUUUUUCAUGAC
This is a messenger RNA of Engraulis encrasicolus (European anchovy), 1775 nucleotides long. It is a transcript of the gene rad9a, whose product is annotated as RAD9 checkpoint clamp component A. Bases 320 to 1486 code for a protein of 388 amino acids. Gene Ontology annotation, cellular component: checkpoint clamp complex. Gene Ontology annotation, biological process: mitotic intra-S DNA damage checkpoint signaling; cellular response to ionizing radiation; DNA repair. The record is from RefSeq and is a predicted model, not a curated record. The transcript is spliced from 11 exons. NCBI's taxonomy places the organism in Eukaryota, Metazoa, Chordata, Actinopteri, Clupeiformes, Engraulidae.